CUUGAAAUAUAGUCUCGUUUUUGUCUAGCGGAAAAAUCGCCAGUCUUCCAACGACACAGACGUCGAUGAAGCUGACAAAACAGAAGAACCACUCGCUUCUUUGGCGGGAAAACGUGGUUCGGAGGCUAUUGAGUCCCGGUCUUCUUCAGAACAAAUUGACGCCGUCUCCAGCGAAUAUAGCAGCGAAGCUGCAGAACCAUCGUUGAAGAAAGAUUCUCAGAAACCCCGAAAAAAGGAGCAGCCUCCAAACGGCAUUUUUAAGUCUAAAGGGGACAGUCACGGCGGCCGUCAACUCAAAAAAGUCAAAAACAAUGAUACCAAGACUCUGACGAAAAGUAGCCAAAAACAUUUUCUCUUGUCUCGUCGUCCUCACAGUUCCAAGUCUUCUUCAGAGGAUGAUGCAUUGGAUCAGAAAGGAAAUACAGCAUGUAAAACCAGCAUUACUAAUAUCAGCGUUUCUCCGAAAACAAAGAAUCCCAAGAAGCCGGUGGUGGUAGUGCACGGUUCUCAUGAUUCCAUCUCUGGAUUAAACAGUAGUGAUUCAGACCAGGAAGAUUAUAUUUCCUCGAAAGCGGGUAGCAAAAAUGUCAAAACUACCCCUGGGCCAAAAAGUAGCAAAAAAGCGGUUGCGUUAUCACGAGAUUCUUACGGUUCCGACCAUUCUUCUGAAGAAGAUUUUGAUCAAGAGGUGGAUACCAUAUGCAGCUCCGUUUCUUGUUCAAAAAGUAUCAAGAAGCCAGCGGCUGCUGUUCAAAGUCCUCCUGGUUCAGUGUCUUCAUUGAGUAACAACGAUUCAGGCCAGGAGGAAGAAAUUUCUCUAAAAGCUGGGCGGAAAAGCACGAAAACUAUUCCCAAAGCCAAAAGUAGCAAGAAGAUAGUUGUGACUUCGCGGGAGUCCAAUGUUUCUGACUCUUCAAAAAAAGAUUCAAGUAAAGAAGAAAAGGUCGGCCGUAAAAGUUCCAAAACUACUGCCGGAGGCAAACGUGGCAAGAAGCUAAUUCCGGUGUCCAAAGCUUCCUAUGUUUCUGACUCUUCAGCAGAUGAAGAUUCAGACAUGAAUGUCGAUACUUUAUCCAAAACUGUUUCUAAUUCCGAAACUCGCAAGAAGCCAAUUUCCACGUCAGGAGGUUCUGCUUCCGGCACUUCCUCUUCUCCUGAUUCAGACCUUGAAGAUGGCCUGAAAAUCAACUUAGACUCAGGUUUGCACAAAAGUGGCGAUUCAAAAUCCAACGAUGACAAAACGGUGACAAUUGCAGAAGGGCAGGGGGACAUUGGGGGCAUCACGAAUGUAAGGAACGAUAAGCAGAAAGAUUCUGAUUCGAGCAGUGAUACUAGUAUCGACGAUCUCGUCAUCUCUGAAAAACCUGUGAAAAAUAAGGCAGGAUCUUCGGCCGAAGAUUUCACUAAGUCUAAAAAGAAGAGAUCGCCUACUUCAAAGCAGUCCUCUGAAUCUGAGAAUCCGUUAUUGACAAAACUUAAACGGUACGUUCCUAUCGCCGGCCUGCACUGCGUAUACAAGCGCUUGUUCGAAGGACUUACGACGGACAAACAGCGGAUAAAAAAAUUGAAGGCAUUUUUCGCCGAGAAGGGGCUCGAAGGUAACUGCGUCCCUUAA
Messenger RNA from Soboliphyme baturini, 1615 nucleotides. The record is from the annotation of a GenBank genome assembly. Lineage: Eukaryota; Metazoa; Nematoda; Enoplea; Dioctophymatida; Soboliphymatidae.